AUGGCGGACGUGGGGAGCCUCGAGAGGAUGGGCCGGGAGCUCAAGUGCCCCAUCUGCUUGAGCCUGCUCACUUCGGCGGUGUCCAUCACCUGCAAUCACAUCUUCUGCAACGCCUGCCUGACGGAGUCGAUGAAAUCUGCCUCCUGCUGCCCCGUGUGCAAGGUCCCGUUCCGCCGGAGAGAGAUACGACCAGCACCUCACAUGGACAAUUUGGUGUCUGUUUUCAAAAGCAUGGAAGCUGCAGCGGGCACUAGUGUUGUGUCAACACAGCUGACUCCAGCACCCAAAGUUGCAGAUUGUGCUGGGAACAGUGCUGGGAAGCCUAAAAAGUCGAAUAAAAAGAAGCCAGCAUCCAAGAAUGAAAAGAAUACAACCAAAACUGCUGCAACAUCUGCAACUGCAAAGCCUUCAAUCUCCAAGAACAAAAGAAUACACGUGACACCAUUCCCUGAAUCUGAGACGCCGAUAAGGCCCAAGAAGGUUAUGAAGUCUGAUGAGCAAAAAAGUAAUCUGAAUGGUGAUGUUAAAGAGGAUAAAGAUAAAAGUCUGAACUCUGAUAUACCAGAAAGCCCUUCAUUGUCACCUUUUUUCUGGCUGAGGGAACAAGAGGAAAAUGAAGGUGGCACUGCUGAAACUUUGAGUGAACCACCAUCAUUGGACACACCCUUGCGUCACAAUGCGCCUACCUUUAGUGAUAUCAAAGAUUCUGAUGAUGAAAGGCCUAAUGAUAUGACUCCUAAUAGCAAAGCUGAGGUUUCAGAAAUAUUUGACAGUGAAAUCUUUGCAUGGAGCCAAAGACCUUGCUCCCCUGAACUGCGUUCUACCCCACUGAAAAGUCAGGGUAAGUUGAAGAAUAUUCUAGAUCAAAUCACAGAGGUGGAUGAUGGUGAAGAUAUGAAUCUUGGUGGUUCAUUUGAUAAGUUAGACCAUGAAAGUAAUGUAGCUCAGCCUCUAAAUGCUGAAGAAGUUAAGAAGAAAAAGUUAACAAGACCUAGGAAAAGAAAGAAUUCAAAACUGCCCAGUAGUGGCAAACUAUGUACAAGAGGAUCUGAUGCUGAGCACCAAGUUGCAAAUAUCCCAGAAAGUAUUGUUGCAAAGCCACGGCAAAAGGACGGCAGUAAAAAAGAGAGAAAUACUUCAAAUGGAGGAAACAAGGUCUCUGGCAACAACGCUACAGCUGUCUUUUCUAGUGAUAAAUCUAUGAAUACAUUUUCCCCUCAAGCAGGUGGUUUGGGCAAUGAAGUACCUGAGAACCAGCUUUCAGAAAGGAUCCCCAAAAAGGAUAAAAACAGUCGAAGCAAACUUGAAAUAGCAGGGGAUAGUGCAGUGAAGACUGCAGAGAAUAAAUCUGAUCAAAGAGGGAAGCGGAUCAGAAGAAUUUCUGAUGGUGCUGUAGCUGAAAAGAUAAGAAUUCUUUCAGAGGCUGAAAAUGAAAUAGAAUCGUUUCAGCUUCACAGCCUCACAAAAGGCUGCACCCAACAUAAACCCUUGGAUGGUAGAAGUAAAAAAAACAUCGUAUCCAACAUUGGUCCAAAUACACCAAGCAUUUUACCUGGGAGGGACCAAUUUAACAUUGGUCCAAAUACACCAAGCAUUUUACCUAGGAGGUGCCCAUUAAAUGAGGCCAUACGCACAGUUCCUUCAGUAAGGAAUGUCUCUGUUAAGAAUGGUAGUGCAAAACCUAUUGAACAACAAGAUUACUCAGGAACUGUCAGAUCAUGCACUGCACGCAAUGCUGUCCUGAAGAAAUGCGAGGAUAAAGCUUCUAAGCUUUACUGUGCUUUCUGCCAGUCUGAUGAUAUCACAGAGGGAUCUGGAGAGAUGGUUCACUACCAUAAUGGAAAGCAAGUACCUGCAGCAUUUGAUGGAGGGGCUACUGUACAUUGCCACAAAAACUGUCUGGAGUGGGCUCCUGAUGUUUACUUUGAAGAUGAUUCUGUCUUUAAUCUUACAAAUGAGCUGGCUAGAAGUAAAAGAAUCAAAUGUGCUUGCUGUGGAAUUAAAGGUGCUGCACUUGGAUGCUUCGAGACGAGUUGUCGAAAAAGCUUCCAUUUCACCUGUGCUAAAUUAAUCCCAGAAUGUAGAUGGGAUAAUGAAAACUUUGUGAUGCUAUGCCCUUUGCACCAAUCUUCAAAGUUGCCUAGAGAGACUUCUGGGUUGAAAAAGAAGUCGCACAGGAAACUAACACCAAAAGGGCCAUCUCAAGUAAAUUCUAGUCAAGGUCAUGGUAAUAAAUGGACAUGGCCAUCUGGAUCACCACAGAAAUGGGUUCUCUGCUGUUCAGCCCUUUCUGCUACAGAAAAGGGUAUUGUCUCAGAAUUCGCAAAAAUAGCUGGUGUGCCUAUCUCAACAAGUUGGAGUCCUAAUGUUACUCAUGUUAUUGCAUCAACCAACAUGUCUGGUGCUUGCAAGCGCACACUGAAGUUUCUGAUGGCAAUCUUGAAUGGCAAAUGGGUUAUCUCCAUCGACUGGGUUAAGACAUGCAUGGAACUUAUGGAACCUGUUGAUGAAAUGAGAUUUGAAAUUUCCACUGAUGUACAUGGCACUGCUGAGGGUCCCAGGUUAGGCAGACAACGAGUUAUCAAUAAGCAACCUAAAUUAUUUGACGGUAUUGAGUUCUAUCUCCAUGGAGAUUACACCAAGUCCUACAGUGGCUACCUGCAAGACCUUGUGGUUGCAGCCGGUGGAACUGUCCUGCAAAGGAAGCCUGUGUCAAGAAAUCAGCAGAAGUUGGUUGACGACAGCUCCCUCAUCCUCAUCGUCUACAGCAUUGAGAAUCAAGACAAGGCAAAACCAAGAUCAAGGGAUGGCAUAAAUAUUAAUCGUAGCCAAGUUGAUGCUCAGGCUCUGGCCUAUGCCUCUGGUGGCAAAGUUGUGAGCAGCGCAUGGAUCAUUGACUCCAUAGCAGCUUGCAACCUUCAACCUCUUUAA
Messenger RNA from Miscanthus lutarioriparius, 2931 nucleotides. The record is from the annotation of a GenBank genome assembly. Lineage: Eukaryota; Viridiplantae; Streptophyta; Magnoliopsida; Poales; Poaceae.